ACACACACAUAAGUCUGUAUGUUGUGAUCAUCAGUAAUAUAAAAUAAACAAACGGAGUUAAAUACAAACUAUUAGUAUAAUAUAUAAUAUAUACGUAAGUACAUUAUUGAGUGAGUGAGUGUUAUAAGUUUGUGAGUGUAAAAAUGGCUAGUAGGGCGAUGGCGGCGAAGGAGCAUGUGGAGGAGAUACGGCGGGAGAAGUUUUCGAUCGGCAGAGAAGAGAAUAAGUUGUCCGGCGAUCUUACUCAGGCCGUUAAAUAUCUUUCCGCCGAACUCUACGCCAAAGACGUCCAUUUCCUCAUGGAACUUAUUCAGAAUGCAGAGGACAACGAGUAUAAUGAGGGAGUUGAUCCAUCGUUGGAGUUUGUUAUUACGUCUAAGGAUAUAACAAACACCGGAGCUGCAACCACGUUGCUAGUUUUCAACAAUGAGAAAGGUUUUUCUAGGAAGAACAUUGAUUCUAUAUGCAGUGUGGGUUUGUCUACUAAGAAAGGCCUUCGUAAACGGGGCUACAUUGGCGAGAAAGGUAUCGGGUUCAAGAGUGUAUUUCUGAUAACAUCUCAGCCGUAUAUAUUUAGUAAUGGUUAUCAGAUUAGGUUCAAUGAAAAACCUUGCCAGCACUGUAAUAUCGGGUAUAUAGUUCCUGAAUGGGUUGAGGAGGAUCCAACUUUAUCUGCCAUUCAAAGUGUAUAUGGUUCAUCGACCUCCCUUCCAACAACGACUCUCGUCUUGCCAUUGAAAGCAGAAAAGGUCAAAGCGGUGAAGGAUCAACUUUCAAAUGUCCAUCCUGAAGUUCUUUUAUUUUUGGCCAAGAUAAAGCGGCUUUCAGUAAGAGAAGUCAAUGAGGAUCCUAGGCUUAACACUGUGAGCGCGAUAUCCAUCUCCAGUGAGAAAAACUUUGUUACCUUGAAGAGCAUGGAUGCUGAGUCCUACAGUCUUCAUCUUACUGCUGAAGAUACUGGGAAUGAUGAUGACACGGAAUGUGGGUACUAUAUGUGGAAGCAAAGAUUUCCGGUUAGACAGGAAAACAAAGUUGAUGCACGAUCCGAAGUUGAAGAAUGGGUUAUCACACUGGCUUUUCCAAAUGGGAAAAGACUCAAAAGAGGCACGAGCAUGCCUGGCAUUUAUUCGUUUCUACCAACAGAGACGGUUACAAACUUUCCUUUUAUCAUCCAAGCAGAUUUUCUUUUGGCAUCAUCUCGAGAAAAUAUUCUCUGGGAUAACAAAUGGAACCAAGGAAUUCUUGAUUGCGUGCCAGUUGCUUUUUUAAAUGCAUUUACAUCACUUGUAAAGUCUUCGGCAAAUGCUCCUGUGUCAAGUCUCCCGAACCAGUUCCGGUUCUUACCCAUCCUAGAAUCAUCUCAUCCUAAACUGAAUCGGAUUCGUGAUGCAAUUAAAACGAGAAUGAUGGGUGAGACUAUUAUCCCAUGUGAGUCAUACACUGUGCAAAAGUUGUUCUCUAAGCCUGGUGAAGUUUUUCGGAUGAUGCCUUCAUUUUGGAGCAUUUUGAACGAGGCAAGGAAUGAAGGUGUGAGUUUCGAUAAUAUUUCAUCUCACGGAGCUUAUAUUCUCACUUCUUCAUUUGAUAAAGCAGAGUACAAGUCCAUUUUGGAGUUUUUGGAAAUCCAGUAUGUUGAUUAUGAAUGGUAUGCAAAGUGCAUAGCCAGUUCUAAUCUUGUAAAAGGCGUGUCGGAGGGUGUUUAUUUGCAACUUCUGGUAUUCAUUGCGGAGGAAUGGAGGUCUUUUCACAAGACCAACAUCAAGAACAUAUCCUUGAUAAAGUAUGUCGGGAUGGAUGGCAAAGUUGAUCUAUUCAAAGUUAGUGCAUGUGCAAACAAGCUGCUUGCUACAGAUUCUGAUCACAUCUCUUGGCUAAUUAAUUGGAACACAGAAUUCCAUUGCUCAACUGGUCAAUACUUUAUGCCUAAAGCCACACAAGAAGCAAUUGGAUCAUGUUCUAAGAAGCAGGUUUUAAGAAAGUGGCUUGAAGAAGAGGUGGCAGUUGAAUUCGUCAGAGUUUAUGAAUAUGCUGUUCAGCUUAGCUCUUCACUUGGUUCUGACCGCAAAUUGGCUGUUACUUAUGCUCACUUUCUUUACAACUCCCUAAGAAAGAAGUACUUGCAGAAUUAUGAGGUUGAAAUUAUCUGCGAUGAUAUGCCGAUUGUGGAUAAUUAUGGGAGGGUGACGACAAGAAGACGUGGGGUUCUUGUGCCAGCAAGUGGAAGCAAAUGGGUUGAACUGAUUCGUUCAAAUCCUUGGAGACAACAUGAUUUUGUUGAGUUGGGAGAAGAGUAUACCCAUCGCGUGAGAUAUUUUGGUACUGAAACAUCGGGCAAAGAACUUCUUUUGUUUCUGGCAACUUAUGUUGGAGCAUCUGAUGUUCCUCAUCUAUCUCCCCCUAAUGCUGCUGUACCUACUAUGUCAUCCCCACUAACUGAAAGUAACACAUUGUUGCUUCUAGACUGGCUUUACAAUCUAAGGGCAAAGAGGGUUGAUUUACCAGAAAGGUUUUUGUCAUCCAUAAAAAAUGGCAGCUGGUUAAAGGUCUCUCUGAGCGGCAGUCCUAGCUACAGGCCCCCUUCAGAAUCAUUCAUGCUUGAAUCAUCAAUUGGUCAUCUUCUACAGAAUGGAUCAGUUCUAGUUGACAUCCCAUUGGUGGAUGUUGAGUUCUAUGGUAAUGAGAUACAUAGAUACAAAGAUGAGCUGAAAGUAAUUGGUGUACGCUUUGACAACAAGGAUGCCUGUGAAUUCAUUGGUAACCGUCUAAUGUCCAUUGCAGCUUCCUCAAAGCUUACAAGGGACAAUGUUGUUUCAAUACUGAAAUUUAUUCAGUACUUAGGAGCAAAUUGUAUCCCUAGUAAGGACUUUGUUGACAGCAUCAAAGACGGUAAAUGGCUGAGAACAUCUCAAGGUGAUAUGAGUCCAAGAAACUCUGUUUUGUCCAGUCAUGAAUGGAAUGCUGCUUCAGAAAUUAGUGACAUUCCAUUUAUAGACCAAGAUUACUAUGGUGGAGAAUUACUUUCUUUCAAGAAAGAACUAGAAAUGCUGGAUGUGGUAGUGAGUUUCGGCCAGAAUUGUUACCAGCUUGUUUCACACAAUUUGAAAUCCUCUUCUUCUAUUACUUCUUUGUCAUCUGAUGCUCUCCUGUUAAUCUUACGGUGCAUACAGAAGUUAGAGUCAUCAGAUAAGCUGGUGCAGGCAGUUAAAAACAAGAAAUGUUUGAAGACAACCUUAGGCGACAGAUGCCCAUCUGAAUGUUUUUUGAUUAGUCCAGAAUCUGAAUGGGGUUGCCUUUUACAGGUGUUUGGAUCAUUCCCAAUUCUUGAUGAAAAGUUUUAUGGACGCUCAGUUAUUUCAAUGUCAAAAGAAUUGAAAAUAAUUGGUGUUAUGGUGGAGUUUGAGGACGCCAGCAAAGAAUUUUCACGCACAUUCAAACAACAGGUUUCUUCAUCUUCUAUCCGGAAAGAAAAUGUUUUUUCAUUUCUGGAAUGCUACAGGAAGUUGAAGAAGUUGAAGGUCACGUUUCCUACGGAGCUGAAGGACUGCAUACGCAAAGAGAAAUGGCUAAGAACAAAAUUUGGUGAUUACAGAUCACCAAACAAUUGCGUUCUUUUUGGAAAAAGUUGGGAACCAGUUUCUCCAAUUACUCUCCUUCCAUUCGUUGAUGACAGUGAUAAUUUCUAUGGUAAUGAAAUUCAUGGUUAUCAUGAGGAGCUGGAGAAGUUAGGCGUGAUGAUCAACUUUAAAGACGGUGCCAAGUUUGUGGCUGAUGGCCUUUUGUUACCUCAGGACUGCAGUGGGCUUACUCCUGUAAAUAUAUAUGCAUUGCUUGAUUCUGUGAAGAGACUUCUAGAAGUUGAUUCCAAACUUCUUUUGGAUACAAAAAGUGAUGUUAAAAAGUCUCUGCUACAGAAAGUGUCUGAGAAGAAGUGGUUAAAAACCCACUUUGGAUACAAACGUCCGGAUGAGUGCCUGCUCUUUUGUUCUCCUUGGGAUACUUUCUUGAAACCAAAUGAUGCUCCAUUUAUUGAUCAAGAGUUUUAUGGUUCUACAAUUCAAUCCUACAAAGAUGCGCUCAAUCUUUUAGGAGUAAUAGCCGAUACCGGUAAGGCAUGCAAGCUGCUUGCUCGUUUCCUCAAGUCUCAGUCAAAGUUCGAAAGCAUUCAACGAAUCUACAGCUUUUUGUUCAAUUUUAAUUGGGAGCCUGUUGAUGAAGACAAGAAAAAGAUCUGGAUACCAAGAGGAACCGAGAAUGGAGAGUGGGUCAGCCCUCAAGAUUGUGUUCUUCAUGAUAAAAACAAUCUUUUUGAAGAUCAGUUGUAUGUUCUGGAGAAGUUCAAGUAUGAUGACAACAUUCUCUCCUUUAUGGCUAAUGUUUUUAAAGUGAAUGUGCAUCCGUCAGCUGACGACUACUGCAAGCUUUGGAAGAAAUGGGAAUGUUCAGAACGUAAAAUCACACAUAUUGAAUGCUGUGCCUUUUGGGAGUUUUUGGUUGGUAGCUGGAACUCGGCAGAGGAAAUUUUCAAAAAGAACGUGUCAAAACUUCCUGUCCGGGAUCCUAAAUCUGAUGGGAUCAUUCUAUCUAAUAAAGGAGACACUUUCAUAGACGACGAUCUUUUUCUAAUGGAUCUUUUCCAAAAAGAACUUGACAAAACUUCUUCUCGUCCCAUUUUUGUAUGGUAUCCUCAACCAACAAUGAAUUCUCUCACCCGUACCAAGCUUCUGGACAUCUACAGCAAACUUGGUGUUCGUACCUUAUCUGAAUCUGCCCAGAAAAUUGUAUCUGAUGUUGAUGACGUUGGAUUUGAAUCAGUGAGUUCAAGGGAUAAGAUCGUAAAAAGGGGUUUGCUCAAACUUAUUCUUGGAUUUCUUGCUGUCCCAGAUGUAAAACUUGAGGCUGAAAAGAGAUGCGAACUAGUUAGCCGUGUACUUGCAAUUGAAGCUUUUGAGACAAUAGAACCAAUGGUUGUCCGAUAUAGUCUAUCUUUCUCUUCUGGUGAGCCAGUCAAUGUUGAAGCUCCGAGAAUGAUCCGUUGGGACAAGCAGAACUUCAAGUUCUAUAUGCAAAGGAUGGAGAGAUCUUCUGGUUACAAGAGCGUGUUUGAAUAUGCUACUCAUUUUGCUGAAGUAAUAGCCGACGGGGUCUUGUGGGAGAAUGCUGAACUUGUACCACAACUUUCUGAACUGAUCAGGUUGGGGUUUCUGGUGGAGUUUGAUGAGGAAGCCAUAGAGUUCCUUAUGAAGACAAAGAAUCUGCAACUGUUUUUGGAGGAUCAAGACUUCAUCUCUUCCAUAUUUUCCUCUUAAUAGGAGAACCUACAAGGAAGAUAAUAAUGGUCAGAUGGUUAUGGAGGUAGACAAAUCUGUGAAGUGGCACACAAUGCUGUACUGAUCAAAUGCUGUUUCUGUUUUCUUACUUUAAGGUUGUUUUUUUGGCUUAAGUUUCUACUUGAGAAUAUAGCAAUUCUCAUCAAUGUAAUGUAACUGAACGGGUGUAUUUUGGUUUUUGAAUGUUAAGUUGCAAACCAGGAAAAGUUAUCAUGAAUAUAUUAUGGCACUAAAGUUAUGCAAUAUGGAGUAAUAGUUAUGAUUUAUCA
Molecule: messenger RNA, 5596 nt
Organism: Erigeron canadensis
Lineage: Eukaryota; Viridiplantae; Streptophyta; Magnoliopsida; Asterales; Asteraceae
Exons: 4
Coding region: 144-5306 (1720 amino acids)
Source: RefSeq, a predicted model, not a curated record